Messenger RNA from Eufriesea mexicana, 807 nucleotides. RefSeq lists its product as uncharacterized. NCBI's taxonomy places the organism in Eukaryota, Metazoa, Arthropoda, Insecta, Hymenoptera, Apidae. The record is from RefSeq and is a predicted model, not a curated record. The transcript has 4 exons. Bases 1 to 807 code for a protein of 268 amino acids.
AUGGAGGAUAUGAAAAGACAGAAUGAAAGCGUGAUGAUGGAGAUAAGGGAGAUGAAAGCAGUUUUCAAGGAAGAAGCGGAGAGAAGGGACAAACAGAUGGAGACAAUAAACGGAGAGAAGGAUAUACGUGGUCCACUAAAAUAUAUGCUGGACGCGAUUCUUGCGGGAUCAGUGAAAUUGUUAGGUUUCAAAACCCAUGUUGUUGGAACGGUAUGCCACAAUAGGAAAUUUAUGCCAAAAGCUGUUACGCUUCACCUAUUGAAGAGAGGUGAAAUAAUAUCACGGAAAGACGAUAAUGGCAUUGUAGUGCUGAAAUGGAGAGAUGCCCGUGACGUCAGAAUAUUAUCAUCGAAAUAUGCACCUCUUAUGGUACCAGUUUCGGACUCGUCCAUUCUUCGCGGACGUCCUCCAAAAAUAAAACCUUUAGCAGUCAUAGCUUACGAUACUGGAAAAUCUGGCAGUAAGAGAAGCGACCAAAUGGCAUCAUAUGCAACGACAAUUCGGAAGAGUUUUUUGCAUAAAAUGGUAUCGAAAACUAGCAAUUCAUUUCCUAAGAGGGAAUGGUUGGAAUCCGAAAACGCAUGGCCCCAAGCAAUAAAGAAGGCGACUCAUCACCUGCAAAUUCGCAAAAAUCUUCAGGGCAAAUCUAUUAGAAGGAUGUGCGUCCGGUGUUACGCAAAACAGAGGCAAACUCUCGAACGCCAGGACGCAAGAAAAAAUGUGCAAAAGACUAUAACGUAUUGUCCUGAGUGUCCACAGUCACCUCAAAUAUGUUUAAAAUGUUUUAACGAAUACCAUUAUAACUAA